CAAUCCUUAACCUGCUAAACAACUCUCUCUCUCUCUCUCUCUCUCUCUCUCUCUCUCUCUCUCAUACAUAUAUACACCAAACAUCAUUCCACAGACCCCACCUCUUCAAAUUCAAUAAUUUCAUUCCACCACAAUCACCAUCACAACCGACCUAUUAUCAUUCACAAAGAACUCAUUUGAUUUAGGAAGUCCUCAACUGACAUGGGUACAGAUAGCUGGUUAUUGCUAGGCCGGCUAAAGAGAGCCGUCAAGAAAAUAACAUUCCUUCUAAACAUAAACGUCAACCGAUUCCGAAUUGCUUCGAUGAUCACGGGUCGCGCUGACAAGCGACGGGUGAGCUUCAACGACAGGCCUGGCCUGAGUGCGUGCACAGAGGAUUUAGAGCUUUUGGAUUCGCCAGCCGCCGGAUCUUCGCGGGGUGGUGGGAUUUCAAGAACCACCAGUUUACAGUCGUCGGAGGAUGAUAUUGACAAGAGAGCUGAGAUGUUUAUAGCCAACUUCUAUAGGCAGCUACGGCUUGAAAGGCAAGUUUCCUUGCAGCUGAGAUAUUGCAGGGAGGAUAGCUUUGACUCUGCCUCUCCCACUCCUAGAUAAUUUCAAUUGCACUUUUGUGGAGUUAAAAUAUGCAAUAAGGGGUAUUUUGAUUUGGAACGAAGGGUCGUGAUUGAUAUCAUUAUGUAUGAUAAUUUUGUUUGUCCGCAACACGAAUGUUUUUUUUGGUUGAUGGGAGAAGAUGGAAAAUCUUGGGCAGAGCAUGGCUACAAAACUUCAGCGAUAAUUGAUCGAAGAAUUGGAGUUUUAGGUGAUGGAUUGAUCUGGGUUUUAUCAGUGGAUCUCCAUAGCAAAUCUGCAAUAAUUGUUUGGUUUUAUUUUUAUUUUUUUCGCUUCUUGGCUGUUAUGAUUGAUUGCCAACAUUCAUUUAUUUGUAUGUACUAGUAAUUUGAUUUUGACCCGUUUUUUCCGGGUGUCUUACCUUUUUGUGUGUGGUGGAUUUGGUUUGAGAUGGUUCGAUCCCAAUGCUUGAUUGAUUUUUCUAGUUGGUUAUAUUUGAUAUUAAAAGUUGUAUUUGUGUAAAUGAAAUGAAAUGGGAUUUCUAGAUUUUGCGUUUGGAGUA
Rhododendron vialii is the source of this 1114-nucleotide messenger RNA. RefSeq lists its product as uncharacterized. Lineage: Eukaryota; Viridiplantae; Streptophyta; Magnoliopsida; Ericales; Ericaceae. The transcript has a single exon. The record is from RefSeq and is a predicted model, not a curated record. The coding region runs from base 202 to 594 and encodes 130 amino acids.